AUGCUAUAUUCUAGAUCAUGGAUUAAAGAGGAUCUAUUACAAAUAUUCAAAAGAGCUUAAACAUGUCGAAGAACUAAGUCGUAUGCACCAAUUAAACUAUAGAUCAAUUAAGUGUAGGGGAAAAAAUUGCAAGGAUAUUUGAAAUAAAGGUUGAUUAUUAAGAUGAAUUAAAUUGCACAAUUUAAGGAUGAGUUAUUAACACAUGUUGAAUUAAGAAUUAAUUCAGAUGAUAUUUAUGAAAAAUUAUUCGCCCAUUAAGCAAUUAAUCUAGAAAAAAAAGUAAAAAUAAAAUAGUAGACUUCAAACACUUCAAUGAGAUUUUUAGAAUAAAAUGGCAAAGUGAAUUUUACAAUAAUGUCACAUCUCUUCUUUUUUGUUUAAUUAAUGUUUUCUGGAUUUAUUUUAUUAAUUAAGUACGCUUUUAGAGAAACAGCACCUUGGUAAUAUAUUCAUAACAAUUUGAGAAUUAAAUCUAUAAUUGAAUAAAUUUGA
Molecule: messenger RNA, 492 nt
Organism: Paramecium octaurelia
Lineage: Eukaryota; Ciliophora; Oligohymenophorea; Peniculida; Parameciidae
Source: the annotation of a GenBank genome assembly